GACGAGGAGCUGCAUGCAGCAGCCUGUGACUGUGUACACUGUACAGUGGCUGUGUCUGUACAUUGAUGUGAAGCAGAGGCUGCUGCCUGUUCCUCCUCCUCUUGUCUCUCCCCCGCCCUCCCUAUCCUUGUUCGUCCUCCCCAGUCAGGGUCAUUUCAGGACAAGCCCAGCGCCCUGCUGCAGGAUCAGCUGUGGAGCUUUCCUCCUGCCGCCUGUGCUGCUGCUGCUGCUACAGAGCAUCUGACUGUCAGGAAACAAAAGGCAUCUUGUAGUUUCUCCAGAUUCUGUGAAAGAGAAUGUCAAGGACAGCUUCAUCAUGUAACUGAGAAUGUUGGAGUGCACAUACUGUGGAUCAUUUACAAAUGAAUUGACAUUCAAACAUCAGCCUUCAAUACAGUUAUAGGAGGAGGUUCUAGUACCACAGUGAAUUAUCAGAGCUUCAGUGUUCCGAAUCUCAGGUUGAGCACGGCAGAUAAGGGCAGAAGACCACAGCAUCUUUCAAAUGAGGAGCCAUAAGAAAUACAGUACGGAAAAAGGAUCUGAUUUGAAGAAAGAGACCUCUAUAUGCAAAUCUAAAAGUUUUCUGAAUGUUAUUUGUGAUGUGUAGAAGAAUGCACAAAUCUACCUAUCCAUGAUGCCGAGCAGCAUGUCAGGGUACAUACCCAGCUACUUGGAUAAAGAUGAACUUUGUGUGGUAUGUGGAGACAAAGCUACAGGGUAUCAUUAUAGAUGCAUCACCUGUGAAGGAUGCAAGGGUUUUUUCAGAAGAACUAUUCAGAAGAACCUUCACCCCAGCUAUUCAUGUAAAUAUGAAGGAAAAUGUGUGAUAGACAAAGUAACAAGGAACCAGUGCCAAGAAUGCCGUUUCAAAAAGUGUAUCGCUGUUGGCAUGGCAACAGAUUUGGUUUUGGAUGACAGCAAGCGUUUGGCAAAAAGAAAACUCAUAGAAGAAAAUAGACAAAAGAGACGCAAGGACGAGUUGCAGAAAUCACUGGUACAGAGACCUGAACCAACGCCAGAGGAAUGGGAGCUAAUUCAGGUCGUCACUGAAGCUCAUGUGACCACCAAUGCACAGGGAAGUCACUGGAAACAGAAAAGAAAAUUUCUGCCAGAAGAUAUUGGGCAGGCUCCUAUAGUUAAUGCACCAGAGGGUGGAAAAGUGGAUUUAGAAGCCUUCAGUCAGUUUACAAAAAUAAUCACCCCUGCAAUUACAAGAGUGGUGGAUUUUGCCAAAAAGUUACCUAUGUUUUGUGAGCUGCCAUGUGAAGACCAGAUCAUCCUUCUUAAAGGCUGCUGCAUGGAGAUCAUGUCACUUCGAGCUGCAGUACGCUAUGACCCAGAAAGUGAGACCUUAACACUGAAUGGGGAGAUGGCAGUGACAAGGGGACAACUGAAAAAUGGAGGACUAGGAGUGGUAUCUGAUGCCAUCUUUGAUUUGGGCGUAUCUUUGUCUUCAUUUAAUCUUGAUGACACCGAAGUCGCCUUGUUGCAGGCUGUGCUGCUUAUGUCAUCAGAUCGCCCUGGUCUCUCCAGCGUUGAAAGAAUAGAAAAGUGCCAAGAAGGUUUCCUCUUGGCUUUUGAACACUACAUUAAUUACAGGAAACACAACGUUGCACACUUUUGGCCAAAACUGCUGAUGAAAGUCACCGACCUCCGCAUGAUUGGAGCCUGCCAUGCCAGCCGGUUCCUGCACAUGAAAGUGGAGUGCCCCACUGAACUGUUCCCCCCACUGUUCUUGGAAGUGUUUGAGGAUUAGAAGAGACUGUGCUUCUGGGUUCUCGGCACUACUUGGAUCGACCCUUCCAUUCCAUUGCCUCCGUCACUUUUUUUGUUCUCGUCCAUUUUGAAUAGACAUGGAUGAAAAUGUUCCUCUGAUGCGGGUACUCGUGACUAUCGUGUUUUUGUUAUUCUGUCCUUUUGAUGUGAAGUUUAUCCGUGGAAGUUUAACCUCUUUUGUGCUGAAGUGACUGUCUACACAUUACUCGUCAGAGUGUUUGGCAGUGCUUACAGCUCCAAAGUGGUUAUCGGAAAAAAAAAAGAAAAAAAAAAAAGAAAUGUAUAUUAACUUGCAUUCACCAGCACUACGGAUCCUACACAGAAAAAGUAUUCUCAGAUAUUGUGCCUGCGGCUAAAAUCCCUACUGACCAUCUCCCGUGGUGAUCACUCACUUGUGCAAUGUGGGGCAGUACAAUCACUCACUGCUGCAAAUACACUGUUUCCUCUUAGAACAAGGCAAAUAUUUGGUUUUAUCACUAGAUGAUAUUUUUUUAAUUUAUUUUUUAUUAAAACAAAUGAUAAAGCCCCUUAUUUGGCAAAAGCUGCUCCCAAGGUUGGGGAAAAUAUAGGGUAGCAUGUUUUUCAAUUGGUUUAUAUUAAGAGAUUUUAGUCUGGUAAAGCCCUAAACAAUUAUACCUUUAUACUUAGGAAAACGAUAAUGCUGAAAAGAAUGUAUUUUUUUACUCUAGCUCCCUUUCCACUAUCCUCUUACUUUUUUUGUACCGAAAGCAAUUAGCUACGCUGACCUGGAUGUUACAGUAUAACAUUACAUUGCUCACUCUUGUGUUAUAUAGCUGGUGAUAAUAGGACGACUGUACAGAACUAGUUCCUUGAUUCUGCACAUUCCCUUCUCAGGUAUUUGGAAGUGAAUCUCUUGGGAUCCUAUUAUUUGUACACAGUUUUCAUAAUCCCGCUACUUCUGCAUGACUAAUGAUAGGUCAUGUGCAACAAGUCACAUGAUGAUAACAAGGCGCUGUGAGAUCUGGUAACAUCACACUGUUGUACUCUACAAAAAGGCCACAGCUUGAAGGCAAUUGAACUCCUGAACUCAGAUAUGUCCAUAUUUCCUACUGUACUACCUCCUCCAUUAAUCACACUUUAGCAGUGCCUAGCAGAGACGCCAUGACACACACCACAAAUAAUUACUUCAUCAUGAUCCAAACUGCCUCAGUGCCACAUAUCCUUCAAUGAUACGUGUGUUCUAAACAAACUUCAGCAAGUGUAUCCACAUUAACAAUUCAGGGUUCAUGCCAGAUUAUAUUUUGCCAGACAUAUAUUUUUUUAUUGCAGAUAUGGCAUAUCUAAAAAUAAAUGUAUACAUACUAGCUCCCAAUUUACUGGCAGCAAAACCAAAACAAAUGACAUAGUAUAUAUUAAAUUUACAUUUUUAAAAACACUAAUGCAAAUUUUGCUCAAUAGUCUGAACUUUCAGGUAAAAGUAGAUUGUUUAUAUAAAUCUUAAAGAAAAACUUAUUUUAUAAUAACUUAACAUCCCCAUAUCUGGUAAUUGCCAGCUCUAGGGAAGCAGAGCCUUGUGCCUUUAUACACUACUCAUGUAUCCCAAUAUACAUACAAAAUUCUGAAAUGGUGUAACAAUGAUUUCUGCCAUCUGGACUAAGACAGCUUUCUAACGAACAGAAUUCACAACAUGAAAGAAACUUGACAUAUAUUCACUUCAGUGGAGUUUUAUAGUGGAACAGAAAAAAAACAGCGUUAGACAAUGCAGUUAUUUAUUUUUCACCUACUGUAUAUAACAUGACAAUAUUACAAAUAUGCAUUAUUGGGGCGGGGGGGGGGUUCUGUAUGUCAGCUUUGCAAAAGACCAGUGUUCUAAUUGUGUGAGAUAAAUUAACCAAGUUUUUACGUCAAAUAGGAGUUAUUGCAAAAUAGACAGAUAUAUUUGACACUGAUUGCUGGCAGAAUGAGACAAGCAUAUUUGUAGGGAGAGCUGGGUAUAUACAGAGCAAUGGCUUCCACAAGGGUAUACAGAGGUGUUGUGCGGAAAAUGUCUGAUAGCUGCCCUUGUUGGCAUAUUUACAACCAGUGGAUUUGUUGUUAUUCAUAUGUUUGCCUUUAAAAUCAAAUUAUAAUGAUAUAUAAUAACCCAGGAUAAUUUACCUUCAACCACUAUUUGAGAAAGUCAUUUUUAAAAGUAAUUUCUGUAAAAUUGCAUUAUUAUGCAUUUAUUUAUCUAAAAUAUUCACAAAUAUACAAUUUUAGAUUGUUUUCCAUAAUAUAUCAGAACCUUAGAUCAUACUUGCUGGCUUUCCGGCAGCCCCCUUUCGGGAGAGGGCAACCAGGUCGGAUCAGUGGGGGGUGUAUCAUGGUAAAGUAGACGUAAUGCUGUGAUUGUUUCAUCGUGACACUCCCCCCCCCCCUCCACCCACCACCACCACCACCACACAAUGCUGCAAUUACUGACAUUGUGAAGUGGGUGUGGGACCAUGAAUACGUGAUUCAGAGCAAUCACAUCAUUUGUCGCUCGGACCUCCUCCUUUUGCUUGUAAGUGGGUGUCUGCGGGCAGGGCAGUCGAGAGCCAGGAUGGGCCCAGGUACUUUUCAAGGGGCGUGGCCUAAUCACAGGAGGUGUGGUCAUGUACCCUUAGAAAAAAUAGUAUUUUAAGCACCUCCAUGGCCACACUGCAGCCCAGUACACAGCGGCAUGUGAUGGGCUGAGGAAAAGAGCUGCAUCUGCUACUGCUAGGUAAGGGGGAGGUGGCCUGGGCCCUUACUGGACCCUCACUGGGCCCUUCCAUCAGACCUGGGCCCAGGUACUUUAUACCCUCUCCCCCCCCCUCCCUUGACACCACUGUCUGCGGGCAGGUGGCGGCCAUCUCUGGAAGACUUGCCCACUCUUUUGGGCAUUUGGAAACGAUCAGCAAGAUCUGCUAUACUAUUGUUUGACCUUAUACAUUAAUGUUUAUUAAGGUCACUAUUUAAAAUGCCACAAAUCACAUUAAGUCGUAUUCAGUGAAUGUGUCAUGUUGGGAGUAUAUAUGUUAUUUGACCAUAUAGAGCGACUCAGUACCAAAAUAAUGUGGGAAAUUACAUUCUGAUGUUAUUUGUUCCUUACAAUGUCCUUGAAUUGGCAACAAUGUCUUAUAAAUAGGAAUUACGUGUUCUCCGCAAUCAAAACUUUAUCUUAAAAUGUUAAUUCCUGAAAAGCUUCUGAAAUAUAUUUGUGAAUGUUACAGAUUUCUGUUCAGAUGAAUGGACCUGUGAUCACCUUGGCCCAUACUUGUGUGUAAAAGCCAUUGCCUUGAAUAUACCCCAUUGUGGGUUCUCUACCAGUAUUUCUAGGUGUCCUAACAGCCAUCAAACUAUUUGUAUGUAGGUGCAUAUAAAAUAUAGAGGAUUAAUGUUUACCUAACAUCUACAGAUAUAUAUAUGUAAAUAGUUAAACACAUUUCUCCCUUUCUCUAGAGAGUAGUCCAAUCUUGGAAAAACACCAUUCAUACAGCAAAUAGCUGAACUCAGGACCUUGGGCCGUUAUCUCAAUGCAUAAAAGAGUGCGUUACAGUCCACCCAUAGUGAUAUGAUUAAAAACACUUUUAUAAAACUCUAUUAUGAGCUCUGGAUGGACUUAGUUUCCCAUUGUGGCGUCAGGUAGCAGAUUGGUUCUCGGUAGACAAGAGAUGAUUUCCAGCACUUUUUUCAGAAGGGUCAGAGCUCUUUGAAUUUUUUUUUGUUCUGUCUACAUUGGAUAACACCAUAUUAGAGGUUGUUUUUUCUGGUGUCGUAACACACCACAGGGUGUAAAAGGUACAUACAGCUGAUUAUCAUGGUGUUUCUGGAAAGCAAAUCUUUGCUAUAGUGUUGGAAACCAGUGGCGUGAGUCAGAGGCGGACACAAUGUCAACAUCGGACACAGUAGGGCAAUUUUUUUUGCCACUGUGCAUGCGCCAAAGCUGCAUGGCGCAUGCUCAGGAAUUGAAUAGCGAUAGCGCACGCACAGAGGAUUUAUUCUCAAAGUAUUAUCAUUUCAGGGAGGAAACAGGGAUGGCUAGAAAACCCCAGCCAUGUUGGGAACAUUUUAUGGGUGUUCCCUAGUCAGCCACUACAAAUUUGUUUGCAGCUGGAAAAGCCCUGGUGUCUUAGGAGAGCCGCUCAGUCUGAGACAGCAUAGGUACAACUUAUGUGUGUCCAAUGUUCCUGAUCUUCCCGCUUAUGUAUGUGAGCGGGGAAUGUGAGAUGCUGGCAGUGGACUUCUCCAUGUACAAGGUGGUGGCUGAGCCAUUAGCAUAUAUUCCCAAGAACACUGCAAGAGAAAUCCCAACUUCGCAUGCAACCACGUGCCCCUCUGUCCUCUGUGUCAGGCCCUAGGUCAGGUGUUUGUGGUUCCAAUAAGCUGCAAUUAAUUUUAAAAUGACUAUUGUUAAAUGUAAAGAGAGUAAUUGCUAACACGAGUUACUUUGCAUGAAAUGGCUACCAGUAGCAGUCACAAUAUAUAUUUCUGCAUAUGUUUGUGUGUAUAUAUAUAUAUAUAUAUAUAUAUAUAUAUAUAUAUAUAUUUCGCUCAUGGUAUACAAAAUGUAACAACGUAUUUGUGAAUGUUACAAGGUGCCUUUUUAUGUCAGAUGGACUUUUAGAUUUUCUGGAACGAAGCUAUUGAAUGUAUAUUUUUCAAAACUAGUUAUAAAAUGUGAAUGUUGUCCCGGAAAUGGAGAAAUACCCCCAAAAAAUAUUCAAACCAAACCUUCUAAUGUACUAUAUUUGCACAGUCAAAAUCCAGGUAAUAGAGUAAGUGUUUAUCAGUAAGUGCUAUCAUUCUAAAUGUAUUUACUUUGAUAUCUUGGGGGUCAUAUGAAUUACAGCUGAAGGUUCAUGGCUGAAUCCACUUGGAUGUUAGCUGGGUGUGGGUGCUAUGGGAUUCUCCAACCAGCACAACCAAGAUAUACAUCUGUGUGGAGGACAGCAAGACAAAUAGCCCAGCUCGCUUAUAGCUAUAUGUAACAGAAUCGUCAUAACUAACAGAUCAACUUAAAACAAGUUCCAAGCACUUAACCUGAAACAUAGCACUUACGCUUAAUAUUUGUUCGGGUUACCAUUGAAGAACUGUUGCACAAGAUGUUUUAUUGGAUAAAUACUAGAGAUGAGCGGGUUCUGAUUUAGCACCAGAAUUAAUGCCAGUUCGGUUUUAUCCGGAUUCUUCUUAUUGGCUAUCCAAAACACAUGACAUCCAUGAGCCAAUAAGAUGCCGUUUUGAGUAAAUCCGAGUAAAACCGAACCCGCUCAUCUCUAAUAAAUAUAGGGUUUUUAUAGACAUAUAUUUUAUGGCAGAGGGAUUUUGGAUAGAGUCAAAUACAAAUAUUAUACAUGUAUUAUUAUAUGCAAGUAGAAAAACAAAUACCACACUUCUGUUCACAUUUUAUUUGGUGCAGUUUCAAUGUGUUGGUGUGUUGUGGCUCUAACCAGGAUAGGAUUUACAUUAUAUACCAGCAGAGAUCAAUCUUCAAAACCCCCCCAUCCAAAUCUCUGGUAUGCAAACCACAAUCCUAAAUUGUUCUAUUAUGAUAUACUAAAUAUUGGGUAGAGUAACAUGUCAUGUCACCCUACAGUUAUUGCCACACUAUGCAACUGGUCUUUUCAUAACUUUCACAAAAACAUUAUUUCACUAAAGCAGUGAAUUUGUAAUGUUUAUAUUAUUCCGUUUCAAUGACGGCUACUUGAUUUUUAUACAACUUUACAUUUACUAUUCAUUUCAUGUUAAAGUCAUUCAUGUAAAUAAAUUACAAUGCAAAGCUGAAAAUAAACAGUUUUGAAAUAUAAA
Molecule: messenger RNA, 7545 nt
Organism: Pseudophryne corroboree (corroboree frog)
Lineage: Eukaryota; Metazoa; Chordata; Amphibia; Anura; Myobatrachidae
Gene: THRB
Product: thyroid hormone receptor beta
Exons: 13
Coding region: 632-1756 (374 amino acids)
Biological process (GO): thyroid hormone receptor signaling pathway; positive regulation of transcription by RNA polymerase II; cell differentiation
Molecular function (GO): zinc ion binding; nuclear receptor activity; RNA polymerase II cis-regulatory region sequence-specific DNA binding
Source: RefSeq, a predicted model, not a curated record